Molecule: messenger RNA, 1890 nt
Organism: Moneuplotes crassus
Lineage: Eukaryota; Ciliophora; Spirotrichea; Euplotida; Euplotidae
Source: the annotation of a GenBank genome assembly
UUAAUAAAAAUGUCAGAAGAGAAUGACCCUAUAAUAUUCCAUCAAAGGCUGUUCUUUGGAAUCAUCUAUAAAGCUAUUCCUUGCUAUAUUACCAUUAUUCUGGCUCUUAUUAGAUACUUGGCUAUAAGGAAGGAUGCUAUUAUUUGUGCAGUGGACAUGAGAUAUUCAAGACUAAUGAAAGCCAAACUGUUUAUCUCCUAUCUCAUUGGAGUUCUCUACAUUGUGCCUAUUAUAUUAGCUUUCUGAGGUAUAAAAAGUGGCCUUCUUGGAGGAAAUGAUGGCUCAGAUAAGUGGUUCUCCCUUUUCUAUCUAAUUUUUGCAGCUAUCUGGAUCUCUCUUGGAUACUUAAUGACCAUAGAGCAUGAAAGACAUCUUCUGCAGGUAUGGUAUUGCCAUAGGUUCUUCUGGGCUACAAAUUGCUUUUUUGUGACCGCAUUUGUGUUGAUCAGCUUCUCGAAAAGAAUUUAUGAUGAUAAUGAUUAUAUCGCAUACACAUUUGGAUGCCUAGAAGUGGUUUUUUCAUGGAUUUCAGUAGCUUUAAUGCUCAAAACAAAAUCUUUCAGACUUCGAAGACUCGAGGAGCUAAAUUCUCCUCUAAACCGAAGUAGCGACAAUGUCCUAGUACGUCAGACUGAGAUUGGAGUAAUCAAUAUCGUUCUUGAGUACAACAUCAAUAAGAAAAAUGAUAUUAAAUUCAAAGUUACUGCUGGAAAAGUUCAUAAGAAGGUGAAGAAAAGCCUCAAAGAACUCCUCAGAAUAGAGGACUAUAUUAGCAGAUAUAUUGAGAAAUCUAGUAAAAAUUUCAAGAAUCCCAUCCCAGCUAUUGAGAGGCCACGGAUCUCAUACAGAUCUGAAAGCACAGAGAUUUAUAAUAAAAGACUGAGGAGUGUUGAAAAGUUUCUCCAGAUGCUAUCUGAGACCCCUGAGCUUUGGACCAGAGAUGUUUUGAUCUUUUUAGGCAUUGAUAAAGGAUCUGACCAAGCAGUCUACCUUCAAAAGCGAGCUGAGCAUCUACAGAGAAGAAGUAAGGGAGACAAUCCUGAUGAAGAAGUGAAGCGAGGGAACCCAAUGGAAUUACCUCUUGAAACUAGUAAUUCUGACUAUAGUUUCAGCGUUGCAAAGGAAGAGGUUGAACUGGAGCAAAAUCUUUAUGAUGACUCAGAUAAUGACUUAGAGAAAAAUCAUAGAGAUUUCUUGUACUUAAAAGCAAGUCCAAGAAAGUCUAAGUGGAGUAGGGCAAUUAACAAUUUGAAUAUUGAAAUGGUAGAGGCUAGUAUUGCCUCAACAAGUUACAAGUUUAGUAAUUCUGAAAUGGUCGAAGCUUAUUUUGAAAUCAUUAUGUCGAUAUACAGACAGACAAGUGAUGAUAGUUACUUUGAAGAAAAUAAUGCUUGUCGAGAUGAAGAAUCAAAGUCUUUACUAGGAAACGAAGAUGCUCUAACUAAGAGUGCUAGUAAUUUAACCACAAUGAAGGCGGUAAAGUUAAAGAUCAAUCUGACUUAUGAAAUUUUGAAGGAAUUCCACCUUGACCUAAAACUUCAUUCCAGUACAAACAAAGUAGAUAUUUCAUGUCUCCCAGAGCUCCCAAACCUCUCCAAGGACGGAGACCAGACAGACUCCGAUAUCGCCAAGGGAAGGAUCACUGAUUACUUCAAUCACAUGAAACUUUGCCCCCAAGUGUUCAAUCUUGAAAUUUUCAAAAAAUCUCUUUUACUCAGAAACAUGGUCAUCGACGACAACCCAGGUGAAGAGAUAGACUUUGACCGUUCCAGCAGAGAGAAACUCUUCGAGUCUAUUAAGAAAGAUAAGGACAUCUUCGAGCUGUCAAAUUCCCAAGAUGACCAGGAUUCUGAAGAUGAAUUUUAUUAAAAACUUUUUUAGAAGGAAUUC